AUGCGCACCUUCAGAAAAAAACAACAAUCUCCCCCCGGCCAAGACUCUCUGAUCGACGGGCACAGGCAUCUCUCACUCCUGUGGACCAGUCCCUCGCUGCGCCGCGAAUUCGGGCGCCACUACGUCAUGAAGUUCGCGAAGCAGCUCGAGCAGGACCUCGUACCAGAAUGGCGCAUCAAGUACCUGAACUACAAGGCUGGCAAAAAAUACGUCAAGGCCGUUUCUCGCGCCAUCAACCGCGCCAACGGCAGCCCCCAGGGAAACGGUAGCAAGACCGACAACCGCAUAGCGUCCAACUUCUUCCAUGUGUCGCCGUUCAAGCAUGGCAGCACGAAGGCUACGAACCCCGACGAGAGGACCUCGCUGCGAGAGGGUUCUGCCCCGGUGGGCUCGGCGCGUCAAAAGCCCGCGACGCCUGCACGAGCGAUCCCCUCGUCCGCACACGACGGAGAUCGGAACCUGACGAACGGGCCGAACGAUAUGCAAUAUGGCAGCUUUGUACAUACCCCGCCUCAACACGAGGGCACACCACUGGAUCGCAAACCUACGUUCGAGCUGCCCGGCCCGGCUAUGAAGGUGCCCUCGGCUGCGAGCGAGGCCACUCCACAGGUUGCCCAAGCCCACGGAAGCAUGACGGCAAGACAAGCGCUGCAACGAAGUGCGUCCAUGAUUGCGGACCCUCGAAAUGCCGAUCCUCCUUCGCCAGAGCACACGCGGACUCCUUCCACGUUGAGGCUGCCUCACCCCGCUACCGUCGGGCCUGGAUACGGUGCCUCGCCGAGAGGUGGACUGCGGAGACUGUUUUCAAAUGCGUCACCCCUUAACAGGGCGGGGACCAAUCCUGAAUACGGCCUCCAAGGACUGGCAUUGGAUGUCGUGAGACAGAAAGAGAAGGAAUUCUUCGAGUUUUUGGACUCGGAGCUGGACAAGGUGGAAGCAUUCUACAAGAUGAAGGAAGACCAGGCGGGCGAGCGAUUGACGGUUCUCAAGGAGCAGCUUCACGAGAUGAGGAAUCGUCGCACGCAGGAACUGCACGCCCAGAAGCGCCAGGCCGAAAUCGAGUACAUGAGCGGGACGAACGGAGACAGCGACGACGCGAAGAGGGGACCCCUUGGUUGGAUGGAUCCCGUUAGGUCUAAGAUCUUCAAGCCUGGGCCCAACUCACGAGCACUGCAGAAGAUGGCAAGAACACCGGUCAUGGCGCCGAGGGAAGGACACGAUGCAGGAAGGGACUACAUCCGUCGACCUCCAGAGCACGAAGUUCCCUACAGGUCCGCCAAGCGCAAGUUGAAGCUUGCCUUGCAGGAGUUCUACCGCGGCCUCGAGCUGCUCAAGUCAUACGCCCUCCUCAAUCGGACUGCUUUCCGUAAGCUCAACAAAAAGUACGACAAGGCUGUCAAUGCCCGCCCUCAGUAUCGGUACAUGAACGAGAAGGUCAACAAGUCGUGGUUCGUCAACAGCGAUGCUUUGGAUGGACAUAUCAAGGCUGUGGAAGACCUCUACGCUCGCUACUUCGAGCGCGGAAAUCACAAACUCGCUGCUGGCAAGCUCCGGAGCAUGGCUCGCAAGCCCCGCGACGAGUCUGGAAGUGCCUUCCGUUGCGGAAUCCUUCUUGGAACUGGCGCGGUUUUCGCGAUUCAGGGGGCUGUAUUCGGCGUCAAUCUCCUAUGGGAUGAUGAUGAUAAGGUACGGCAGCAGACAAGCUAUCUCCUGCAGCUUUAUGGGGGGUACUUCCUCAUGCUGCUACUGUUCUGCAUGUUCUGUAUCAACUGUGCCAUCUGGACCAGGAACAAGAUCAACUAUCCCUUCAUUUUCGAGUUUGACACACGGAAUAACCUCGACUGGCGGCAGCUAGCCGAGUUCCCGAGUCUGUUCACAUUCAUAUUUGGUCUCUUCAUCUGGCUCAACUUCAGCGAGUACGGAACCGAAGAGAUGUAUGAGUACUACCCGGUAGCUCUCAUCUUUGUCUCGGUCCUCAUCAUCUUCUUUCCUGCCCCCCUGCUCAAACAUAGAAGCAGGAAAUGGUUUGCAUACGCUCAUUGGCGUCUCUUGCUCGCCGGCCUUUACCCAGUCGAAUUUCGAGAUUUCUUCCUCGGUGAUAUCUACUGCUCUUUGACAUAUGCCAUGUGUAAUGUCGAGUUGUUCUUCUGCAUCUACGCCAACGCCUGGGAGAAUCCCGUCCAGUGCAACUCGAACCACUCGCGACUCCUCGGCUUCCUCGGCGCUCUGCCUCCCAUCUGGCGUUUCCUUCAGUGCCUCCGUCGAUACAGAGAUACCCGCAACAUCUUCCCCCACCUCGUCAACGGUGGGAAAUACACAAUGUCCAUCCUUGCCGCCAUGGCUCUUUCGCUGUACCGCAUCAACAACACUAGAGGGAACCUGGCAAUGUUCAUCGCCUUCUCGACCAUCAACGCCGUCUACACGUCGCUAUGGGACCUCUUCAUGGAUUUUUCCCUAAUGCAAGCCCAGUACAACUUCCUCCGCGAGAUCAGAGCCCUCAAGAAACGCUGGCCCUACUACCUCAUUAUGGUCCUCGACCCGAUACUCCGCUUCGCAUGGAUCUUCUACGCCAUCUUCACCCACGACACCCAGCACUCCACCAUCGUCUCCUUCAUGGUCGCCCUCGCCGAGGUCUCCCGCCGCGGCAUGUGGACCCUCUUCCGCGUCGAGAACGAACACUGCGCCAACGUCAAGAUCUACAAGGCCUCCCGCGACGUGCCCCUCCCUUACCCCACCUCGCCCCCCUUCUCGCGCUCCCCCACCGUCGCCGGCGUCGCCAAGGACGACGACGAGGUCGCGGAGACGACUGCCCCCGUGCGGGAGACCGCCACCGCCGCCGCUGCGUCGGGCACGUCGCAGCGCUUGGAGGAGGGCACGGUGCGCCAGCGGAAACCGUCGACGAUUCUCAACCGCAGCUUCUCCAAGAUCCUGGCCGAGGCGCACAGGCAGGAUUUCGAGAAGAGGAGGAAGCCGAUCGAGGCGGACGAGCCGCAGCUGGAGGAGGCCGGGGGUAUGGCUAGCGACGACGACGACGGGUCGGAUGACGAUGAUGACGAUGAAGGGGAUAUCGGGUCGCCCGGGUCUUGUGCGGACUCGAUGGAGAUACAGGAGGCCGCGGACCUUGCGGAUGAUGGUCGCGAGGGCACGAGGUCUGGUCCGUGA
Messenger RNA from Colletotrichum karsti, 3162 nucleotides. RefSeq names its product signal transduction protein. The transcript has 6 exons. Lineage: Eukaryota; Fungi; Ascomycota; Sordariomycetes; Glomerellales; Glomerellaceae. Bases 1 to 3162 code for a protein of 1053 amino acids. The record is from RefSeq and is a predicted model, not a curated record. Gene Ontology annotation, molecular function: inositol hexakisphosphate binding. Gene Ontology annotation, cellular component: plasma membrane; cytoplasm; Golgi apparatus. Gene Ontology annotation, biological process: cellular response to phosphate starvation; phosphate ion transport.